Molecule: messenger RNA, 1341 nt
Organism: Ophidiomyces ophidiicola
Lineage: Eukaryota; Fungi; Ascomycota; Eurotiomycetes; Onygenales; Onygenaceae
Gene: MET15
Product: Homocysteine/cysteine synthase
Exons: 6
Coding region: 1-1341 (446 amino acids)
Biological process (GO): transsulfuration
Molecular function (GO): transferase activity, transferring alkyl or aryl (other than methyl) groups; pyridoxal phosphate binding
Source: RefSeq, a predicted model, not a curated record
AUGUCGAACGAUCUUUCUCAUCGAUUCGAGACUCUUCAGCUUCAUGCUGGCCAGGAACCCGACCCGGCGACAAAUGCUCGCGCAGUUCCAAUCUAUGCUACGACGUCCUUCACGUUUAACGACUCUGCCCAUGGCGCUAGACUUUUCGGCCUUAAGGAAUUCGGCAACAUCUACAGCCGUAUCAUGAACCCUACGGUCGAUGUUUUCGAAAAGCGUAUAGCAGCCCUUGAGGGUGGCGUUGCUGCCGUUGCGGCUUCAUCCGGCCAGGCGGCUCAGUUUAUGGCCAUUGCUGCGCUGGCGCACCAGGGCGAUAACAUUGUUUCCACCACAAACCUUUAUGGUGGUACUUACAACCAGUUCAAGGUCAUGCUCCCGCGCCUAGGUAUCAAGACCAAGUUUGUGAAGGGAGAGAACCCGGAGGAAAUUGCUGCCGCUAUUGAUGAUCGCACGAAAGCUGUGUAUGUUGAAACCAUUGGAAACCCGCGAUACAAUGUGCCUGAUUUCGAAGCUAUUGCGAAAGUUGCUCAUGAAAAGGGUGUUCCUUUCAUUGUUGAUAACACAUUUGGUGCUGGUGGUUACUUCUGCCAGCCCAUCAAGCACGGUGCCGAUAUCGUUGUACAUAGCGCUACCAAGUGGAUCGGCGGCCACGGGACAACCAUUGGAGGUAUCAUUGUCGACAGCGGCAGAUUCGACUGGGGAAAACACGCACAGCGGUUUCCACAAUUCGUUGAGCCAUCUGAGGGAUACCAUGGCCUUAAAUUUUGGGACACAUUUGGUCCUAUUUCGUUCGCUAUUCGUGUCCGCGUUGAAAUUCUUCGUGACUUGGGCGCUGCCCUGAACCCAUUCGGCGCUCAACAACUCCUACUAGGCAUUGAGACUCUGAGCUUGAGAGCCGAGCGACAUGCCAGCAACGCUAUUGGAAUUGCUCGUUGGUUGGAGAAGAACGAACAUGUCGCCUGGGUGUCGUACCCCGGUUUGGAAAGUCACAGCAGCCACGAGAGCGCAAAGAAAUACCUUAAGAGCGGCUUUGGCGGAGUACUCUCAUUUGGUGUCAAGGGUGGCGCUGCUGCAGGCAGUCAAGUGGUGGAUAACUUCAAGCUGAUUUCUAACCUUGCAAAUGUCGGCGACUCCAAGACCCUUGCAAUUCACCCGUGGUCCACAACGCACGAGCAGUUGAGCGACGAGGAGAAGGUUGCUUCUGGUGUAACAGAGGAUGCAAUCCGUCUGUCCGUCGGCACUGAGCACAUUGACGACAUUAUUGCCGACUUUGAACAGUCUUUUGCUGUUAGUACAGCCGCUGGCGUCGAUGAGAAGACUCUUCCUGACCGUACUCGAAACUGA